UAGACAAACCGUAAAGUCGUCUGCAAUUCACCAGCUGUUCUUGGCGAUAAGGUUCAGUUGUUCAUCUGUUGGCCUGCGUGUCACGACCGUCAUCCCUCAUCAAUUGCGUUGCAACGAACGACGUACAUUCCCAUCUGUCUACACCUGCAACUUCAUCCUCCUGGCCCUAGAUGGCUUCUAACACUCAAUCUCGCAAGAUCCGUCUUACCGUAAUUGCGGCGGAUGGACUCUACAAGCGUGAUGUUUUCCGCUUUCCCGAUCCUUUCGCAGUUGUCACCGUUGACGGUGAACAGACUCAGACAACAUCUCCCAUCAAGAAGACGCUCAACCCUUACUGGAACGAGAGCUUUGAUCUUGUUGUGAAAGAGUCUAGUAUCAUUGCAGUCCAAAUUUUUGAUCAGCGCAAGUUCAAAAAGAAGGACCAAGGAUUUUUGGGCGUUAUCAAUAUCCGAGUCGGAGAUGUUCUUGACCUUCAACUGGGUGGCGAUGAAAUGCUCACGCGGGACUUGAAGAAGUCGAAUGACAACAUGGUUGUCCAUGGUAAACUAAUUGUGAACCUCUCGACCAGCAUACACACGCCUGUUCGCACACCAGGUCCCGACAACAACCGUCCUUCUAUCUCUGCGGCGGCUGGUAUGGCAGCUGCGCAGCGUGGUUCUGCCCCGGGAUCACGCAGAAGUUCCGUGCACGGUGUCGAAGCACCUGCUCCGACAGUUUCUACUCCGCCUAAUGGGCCCGCCAACGGUUCCGUUGGCGCGACGGGAGCAGCAUCGGGCAGGCAGACUUUCAGUUCUUUCGAAGAUCAACAAGGACGAUUGCCACCUGGUUGGGAACGUCGUACCGAUAACCUUGGACGUACCUACUAUGUUGAUCACAACACUCGGUCGACCACCUGGACGAGACCAUCCACCACUCACACGGACUCGGAUCGUGUUGCUCAGGCUCAGAAUGUCACUGAAAUGGAACGUCAACGUCACAACAGCCGCACCCUUCCCGAGGAACACUCAGCGAUUAGUUCGGUUGCAGAUGGUACUCAUACCGGCAUGUCAGUUGUGAAUACGGGUGCCACCACAGCAGGAACCGGAGAGUUGCCACCUGGUUGGGAGCAGAGGCAGACACCUGAAGGACGUACUUACUUCGUCGACCAUAACACCCGCACUACAACAUGGGUUGACCCUCGAAGGCAGCAAUACAUCCGCAUGUAUGGUCAAAAUGCAGGAAACACAACUAUCCAGCAACAGCCGGUAUCGCAGCUCGGACCAUUGCCAAGCGGAUGGGAAAUGCGCCUCACGAACACCGCUCGUGUGUACUUCGUGGACCACAACACAAAGACCACGACGUGGGAUGAUCCUCGCCUGCCAUCGUCUCUUGAUCAGAACGUGCCGCAAUACAAACGUGACUUCCGACGUAAACUCAUCUACUUCAGGUCGCAACCGGCUUUGCGGCCUAUCCCGGGUCAGUGCCACAUCAAGGUCAGGCGUAGUCACAUCUUUGAGGAUUCUUAUGCCGAGAUCAUGAGGCAGACUGCCACCGACCUGAAGAAGCGUCUAAUGAUCAAGUUUGACGGCGAGGACGGUCUAGACUAUGGAGGUCUUUCCCGUGAGUUCUUCUUCUUGCUGUCACACGAAAUGUUCAACCCCUUCUACUGUCUCUUCGAAUACUCCGCCCAUGACAACUACACCUUGCAGAUCAAUCCUCACUCUGCGAUCAACCCGGAGCACCUCAACUACUUCAAGUUCAUUGGUCGUGUUCUUGGUCUCUCUAUCUUCCACCGACGAUUCCUGGACGCUUUCUUCAUUGUCUCGAUGUACAAGAUGAUCCUGAGGAAGAAGGUGACUUUGGCUGAUAUGGAGAGUGUUGAUGCUGAUUUCCACAGAAGUUUGCAAUGGAUCCUUGACAACCCUAUCCAGGAUGUCCUGGAGUUGACAUUCUCUACUGAAGAUGACCGUUUCGGCGAGGUUGUUACAGUUGACCUGAAGCCAAAUGGUCGCGACAUCGAAGUUACUGAUGAGAACAAGAAAGAAUACGUCGAGUUGGUCACUGAAUGGCGUAUUUCCAAGCGUGUCGAGGAACAGUUCAACCACUUUAUGACUGGAUUUAACGAACUUGUUCCUCAGGAGUUGAUCAACGUCUUCGAUGAACGUGAGCUCGAACUUCUCAUUGGUGGUAUCGCUGAAAUCGAUGUGGAUGAUUGGAAGAAGCACACCGACUACAGGGGUUACACCGAGAGCGACGAGGUUGUCCAAUGGUUCUUCAAGGUCGUACAGUCUUGGGAUUCUGAGAAGAGAUCGAGGUUGUUGCAGUUCGCCACUGGUACCUCCCGUAUUCCUGUUGGUGGUUUCAAGGAUUUGCAGGGAAGUGAUGGUCCACGCCGAUUCACCAUUGAGAAAGCCGGGAAUCCCUCACAAUUGCCUAAAGCGCAUACUUGCUUCAACCGGAUCGAUUUGCCGCCAUACAAUAGUUACGAGGACCUCUUGACGAAGUUGACGUAUGCUGUUGAGGAGACCAUGGGAUUUGCAGCCGAAUAAACGACAACCACACCUGGUU
This is a messenger RNA of Saitoella complicata NRRL Y-17804, 2547 nucleotides long. Its product is annotated as HECT-domain-containing protein. The record is from RefSeq and is a predicted model, not a curated record. Gene Ontology annotation, biological process: ubiquitin-dependent protein catabolic process. Bases 171 to 2528 code for a protein of 785 amino acids. Gene Ontology annotation, molecular function: ubiquitin protein ligase activity; protein binding. The transcript is spliced from 8 exons. Lineage: Eukaryota; Fungi; Ascomycota; Saitoellomycetes; Saitoellales; Saitoellaceae.